Dioscorea cayenensis subsp. rotundata (Guinea yam) is the source of this 2298-nucleotide messenger RNA. RefSeq names its product putative receptor-like protein kinase At4g00960. The record is from RefSeq and is a predicted model, not a curated record. The transcript has 8 exons. NCBI's taxonomy places the organism in Eukaryota, Viridiplantae, Streptophyta, Magnoliopsida, Dioscoreales, Dioscoreaceae. Gene Ontology annotation, biological process: protein phosphorylation. Gene Ontology annotation, molecular function: protein kinase activity; ATP binding. The coding region runs from base 35 to 2083 and encodes 682 amino acids.
UGUAGUCAUCUUCUUCUUCCCAUAAGUGAACACAAUGAGCAAAGAUACAAUGCCUUCUUGCUGCUUCCUUCUCAUCGCCAUCAUCUUCUCGUGCAUCCCACAUAUUUUUCUCUCUGAUGCUGCUCAAAUUUGCUCUUCUGAUUCGAACUACACAAGCAACAGCACUUUCGAAACCAGCCUCAAUCUUCUCUUCACCUCCCUCAUCUCCAACACUCCGGCCACUGGCUUCUACAAUGACACUAAAGGUGACGCAACAGAGCAUGCCUACGGCCUAGCGCUAUGCAGAGGCGAUGUCUCCAUCGAUGUUUGCAACAAUUGUGUGAAUUCAUCAGUGCAACAAAUAAUCCAACUAUGCCCACAACAGAAGAGUGCGAUUAUCUGGUUAGACAAUUGCAUCCUAAGAUACUCCAACCAGAGCUUCUUCUCCUCUGUUGACACUUCAGUGAAGUAUUUUAUUUGGAAUACCGGCAAUGCGUCUGAACCUGAAAGGUUUAACAAAUUGCUUGGGCAACUCAUGUACGGCCUUGCUGUGAAAGCCUCUGGAUCAACCCGUUUGUUUGCUAUUGGCUCCGUUGACUUCACAAGCUUAGAAAAGAUCUAUGGGUUGCUAAUGUGCACUAGGGACUUGUCCAAGGAAGACUGCAACAUGUGUCUUAGCAGUUAUAUCCCACAAAUUCAGAAUUUGGGCAAUGGGCACCAACAAGGUGGGGUCCUUCUUGGAAUGAGUUGUUAUCUGAGGUUUGAAGUGUAUCCCUUCUACAAUUUCUCUGCAAUCACUGCAGACACUUCUCCGCCAGUUUCUUCUCCACCCGAUGCAAUUGUAAGAACAUCCCCACCUGUUUCUUCAGUGCCAGGGAAAAGUAACAAAACAGCAACAGUUAUUGCAGCUAUUGCAAUUCCUGCAGUUGCUGCAGUUGUGCUCCUGCCAGUCACCUGCUUUUGCCUGCGUAAAAGAUGGGUGAACAAAAAGAGAGCAAAAAAAAUCAAUGCCAAACACCGUCCUGUUGUACUAGAUGGACGAGAUGAACAAGAGCUCCCAGAUGCAGAAUCUUUAUUAUUUGAUUUAGUUACACUCAAGGAAGCCACUGAUGACUUUUCUGAAGCUAACAAGCUGGGACAGGGUGGAUUUGGACCUGUUUAUAAGGGAGUUCUGGAUGAUGGACAGCAGAUAGCUGUGAAAAGACUUUCAGGGAAUUCAUCUCAAGGACUAAUUGAGCUGAAGAAUGAGGUGUUUUUGGUCGCUAAACUUCAACACAGGAAUCUUGUCAGGCUUUUGGGUUGCUGCUUACAAGAACAGGAGAGGCUACUUGUUUAUGAGUACCUUCCUAAUACCAGCCUGGACAAAUUCUUGUUUGAUUCUGUAAGAAGGAGACAACUGGACUGGAGAAGCAGAUACAAGAUCAUCGAAGGCAUUGCACGGGGGCUUCUUUAUCUUCAUGAAGAUUCACGUCUCAAGAUAAUACACCGAGACUUGAAAGCAAGUAACAUUUUGUUAGAUGGCGAUAUGAAUCCCAAAAUUUCAGAUUUCGGUCUCGCUAAGCUGUUUGAUAUUGAUGAAACACAAGGAAACACCAGCCAAAUAGCUGGAACAUAUGGAUACAUGCCUCCGGAGUAUGUUCGGCAAGGCGUGUUCUCAACUAAAUUAGAUGUUUAUAGUUAUGGAGUGUUGGUUCUGGAGAUCGUGACAGGUCGGAAGAACAGUGGCUUCCAAGCAUCUGAGAAUGCUCCUGAUCUUCUGACUUAUGUGUGGCAGCACUGGACUGGAGGAACGCCAUUGGACUUGAAGGACCAGAGCUUAGAUGGUGAUGAUUUCAGAACUGAAGAAAUGCUGAGAUGCGUACACAUUGGAUUGCUUUGUGUCCAUGAAGAUCCAACACAGAGGCCAAGCAUGACAUCCAUUGUUCUCAUGCUCAAUAGUUACUCUUCUUCUCUUCCAGCACCUUCUCCUCCUACUUACUACUUUCCAAGCUACAUGAUGAACAGGGUUCAGCCAAUGAUAGAUGAAUCUUCUUCUCAGAAAAGUGAGAAAACUGGGAUCAACUCUGUGAAUGAUGCAUCCAUUACUGAAAUGGACCCACGCUAGUGGUUUUAAAGCCGUAAGUUCUUGUAGUCUAAGACAGCGAGUGUGACAAAAACUUUUUUUUUCCCUAAAAAUCUUAGCCUUUCCUUUACUCAUGAUGGCUCUGCUUCAUGUAAGCAAGCAUUUGUUUUUUUAUAAAUAAAUAUGAAUAAACCACUAAUUCAAGUGUAGGCAAACAUUGUUAAUUAUUGGAUAGCCCAAUGAUAUAAUACUGAUAG